AUGAUACCUGUUGACCGAGUUGAGAAAUCUCUUGUAGGGGAUCCAUCGAAAGUGAUUGUUGCUUCUGGUGGAAGCUGGAGAAUUUGGCCUUUCUCUUUCAAAAGAUCAAGGUCCAGGAAGACUCCGCAGCAAGCUCUAAAUGAUACUAGAAGUUCUGACUCAGAGAAUGUGUCAGAUUUCAACCUUCACACUAGUAGAGAUGAGGAUGUGAUUAAACCUAAGGUCACCAAAAAAAUGGUGAGGGCCAAUACUCCAACAUCUGAACAAUUGGCAUCCUUGAAUCUGAAGGAAGGGAGGAAUGUGGUGACCUUUACAUUUUCCACUGCAAUGCUGGGGAAGCAGCAGGUUGAUGCGAGAAUUUAUCUAUGGAAAUGGAACACUCACAUAGUUAUCUCCGAUGUUGAUGGGACGAUUACAAGAUCGGAUGUUCUAGGUCAGUUCAUGCCUAUGGUUGGGGUAGACUGGUCACAAAUGGGCGUUGCACAUUUGUUUUGUGCUAUUAAGGAAAACGGCUAUCAAUUGCUUUUUCUAAGUGCACGUGCAAUUUCUCAAGCCUAUCAUACUAGACAAUUUCUACUCAACCUUAAACAGGAUGGGAAGGCUUUACCAGAUGGUCCUAUUGUUAUAUCUCCUGAUGGACUUUUUCCUUCUCUAUUUCGUGAAGUCAUCAGAAGGGCUCCUCAUGAAUUCAAGAUUGCAUGUUUGGAGGAUAUCAGGGCUUUGUUUCCUUCUGAUUGCAAUCCUUUCUAUGCUGGUUUUGGAAAUAGAGACACUGAUGAGAUGAGCUAUCUCAAGGUUGGAAUCCCAAAGGGAAAAAUCUUCAUCAUUAAUCCAAAGGGUGAAGUUGCUGUGAACCGCCGUGUUGACACAAAAUCAUAUACUUCGCUUCGUACUCUUGUGCAUGGCAUGUUUCCACCCAUGACAUCAUUUGAACAGGAGGAUUUUAAUUCCUGGAAUUACUGGAGAUUACCUCCUCCACUUAUUGACAUAUGA
This is a messenger RNA of Dovyalis caffra, 993 nucleotides long. The record is from the annotation of a GenBank genome assembly. NCBI's taxonomy places the organism in Eukaryota, Viridiplantae, Streptophyta, Magnoliopsida, Malpighiales, Salicaceae.